Molecule: messenger RNA, 918 nt
Organism: Yarrowia lipolytica CLIB122
Lineage: Eukaryota; Fungi; Ascomycota; Dipodascomycetes; Dipodascales
Biological process (GO): mitochondrial L-ornithine transmembrane transport
Cellular component (GO): mitochondrion
Molecular function (GO): L-ornithine transmembrane transporter activity
Source: RefSeq, a predicted model, not a curated record
AUGGAAGAACCCGUGAUCUACGACGAGAACCAGAUUGACGACAACCGGGUGGUCAAGGAUCUGAUUGCCGGCACCUGUGGAGGAGUGGCGCAGGUGCUUUCGGGCCAGCCGUUUGAUACCACAAAGGUGCGUCUUCAGAGUGCUCCUGAGGGCCGAUACUCGGGAGCCAUGGACGUGGUGAAGCAGAUCAUGAAGAACGAGGGCUUCAAGGGCUUCUACAAGGGCACUUUGACCCCCUUGAUUGGUGUGGGGGCCUGUGUUUCGAUCCAGUUCUCGGUCAACGAGUACAUGAAGCGAAUGUUUGGUGCUCAGAACAUUUCGCUCGGUCUCAAAGACACCCGGCUCAGCUCGUGGCAGUUUUACCAGUGUGGAGCUGCGGCCGGUUUUGCCAACGGUUUCCUGGCAUCGCCCAUUGAACAGAUCCGUAUCCGUCUGCAGGUCCAGACGGCCGACAACAAGCUGUUCAACGGACCCAUUGAUUGCAUCAAGAAGAUGUACGGCGCCGGAGGCAUCCAGGGCAUCUACCGAGGCAUCAUGCCCACUCUUGUGCGAGAGUCUCACGGUAUGGGCAUGUACUUUCUGACCUUCGAGGCUCUGGUGAAGCGAGAAAUGGCCCUCAAGGACUGCCAGCGAAAAGACAUCCCCGGCUGGAAGCUGUGCAUGUACGGAGCCGGCGCUGGCUACGGAAUGUGGACCACUGCUUACCCCAUCGACGUGAUCAAGUCCAAGAUGCAGACCGACUCCAUUUUCCCGGCCGAGCGAAAGUACAAAAACUCGUUUGACUGCGCCAAGCAGAUUCUGCGAGACCAGGGCGUCAAGGGCUUCUUCCGGGGCUUUGGACCCACCAUGCUGCGAGCCGCCCCCGUCAACGCUUGCACCUUCUACGCCUUUGAGCUUGCCUGCAGAGCCAUGGGUUAG